ACAGGACGGAAACAUUCAGUGCUGCGAGUGUGCGUGUGGGUUGCGGACCUGCUGUCAAAUUGGAAAUAUGAAAAUCAUUUACGAGUGCAAAUUUUGAGCUUUGGGACAAACAAAAUUACGUUUUAUCCGGUGAUUUGAGAUUCUUUCCCCUGUGUAAGCAGCUUUCUAUUCCAGUCUACGGGCAGGUACCGAGGAAAGAAAGUGUGCCACCAACGAUGAAAAUCACCAUCAAAACAUUGAAGCAGGAGGCGUUCCACGUCGAAGUGGACGUGGAAAAGGACACCGUGCGGACGCUGAAGGAGAAGUUCUUCCAGGAGAGCAAGCAGGACUAUCCGGUCGAGCGACAGCGCCUGAUCUAUUUGGGUAAAAUCAUGGAAGACGAACAUCCGCUUAGUCAGUACGAUCUCGACAAUAAGAAGUUUGUUGUGGUUAUGAACAAGAAGCCAACGGCAGCAGCUCCGGCAGCCGAUACGGCUACUUCGUCGUCUGCUUCAAAUGCACCAGCCGCCAGUGCGGCGGCCACUGCGGUGAAAAAUGAAACUACUGCUGCAGCUGCUGCCACCCCGGCGGCAGCCACGGAAAAACCCAAGGAAGAGGAAAAACCGAAGGAAGAUAUCACAGAUGAAGAGCCACAGCAGGAUGAUAUUCAAAUUAAGAUACAGCGAAUAAAAGAAAUGGGCUACUCCGAGGAGGAAGCACGCAUCGCGCUGGAGAUCUGUGACAACAACCCGGAUCGUGCGGUGGAAUAUUUGCUGUCUGAAAUCGCGACCAGCUCCAUGGGAAGUGGUGGCGGUGGUGGAGGUGGAGGAACCCUGCCUUCCUCAGCGUCCCAGGAAAGCAGACUUGCUUUCCUGCGGGAGCAUCCGGUUUUCGCUGACAUGAAGCAUCUUCUCCAGGAUGAUCCCAGCCUGUUGCCGCAUUUACUCCAGAAGAUCCAAUCCACCAAUCCGGAUCUGAUGCGUAUCAUUUCGGAGAAUCAGGUAGAGUUCUUAGCGCUGAUCAACGAGGGUACCGAUGGGCCCGAGGGUCGAUCGGGGGUGCAUCGUGAGCUGGAAACGACAGCGGCCGCGAUGGUGGACAGUUUGACUCCGACCGACAUGGAUGCGAUUGAUCGGCUGAAGGCGCUCGGCUAUCCGGAACAUCUUGUCAUUCAAGCGUAUAUCGCGUGCGAGCGUAACGAGUACCAAGCGGCGGAAUUCCUGGUUUCGCAGAAUUUGGAUGACGAUGACUAGACAGUAGCCAUGACCGCGCAGCAGCGGAACAAUGUUUACAAGUAAGCGCUAGGUUUUUUUCCGCUCCAUCUGAGACUUUUUUCAUUCUCCUAGAAACAAGAAACAUUGUUUAUUUUGAUAUUCUUUUUGACCAUUGUUCACCCCUUCCACCGCUUCUUCUAGAUUCCCCCAUUGUUCACACUUCAUUAUUCACUCACUUCCCUCUAGCCAACGAUAUGUCGCUCCUAAGGCAAAUGUUGGUCGAAGCAAAGCAUGAAUGAUAUGGAAAAUACGAUUAUGUAGCUCAUUGAACAGAUGAGAACGGAAAAAAAUCAACAGUUAAUAAACACUUAGUUUUAUUUCCUCAUUCAGCGCAGGUGACUGCCUGUAAACUUUUUUUUUAUAUAAAAAGAGCUCUAAUAUUGCUAUCCUCCAAUUCUUGAAAGAUUUUUGCCCGAUAAAAUUUAAAAAUUGUA
This is a messenger RNA of Toxorhynchites rutilus septentrionalis, 1687 nucleotides long. Its product is annotated as UV excision repair protein RAD23 homolog B-like. Bases 216 to 1232 code for a protein of 338 amino acids. Gene Ontology annotation, molecular function: polyubiquitin modification-dependent protein binding; proteasome binding; damaged DNA binding. Lineage: Eukaryota; Metazoa; Arthropoda; Insecta; Diptera; Culicidae. The record is from RefSeq and is a predicted model, not a curated record. The transcript is spliced from 3 exons. Gene Ontology annotation, biological process: nucleotide-excision repair; proteasome-mediated ubiquitin-dependent protein catabolic process. Gene Ontology annotation, cellular component: nucleoplasm; cytosol.